This is a messenger RNA of Haemonchus placei, 1227 nucleotides long. NCBI's taxonomy places the organism in Eukaryota, Metazoa, Nematoda, Chromadorea, Rhabditida, Trichostrongylidae. The record is from the annotation of a GenBank genome assembly.
AUGAGCUCUACUGUUCCUGCUGUUGUUGAUACCGCUGAUUCUUCCAUUGGAGAAGUCGCUGAGAACUGGGAAAAUGAUGAAGCUGGAGAAAGUAUGGAAAAACAGCUCAGCGAGCGUUUUAAGCAGAUCCGCAUUCUGCAAAGGGCGCAGGCAGAUAAAGAGGCUCGCAAGGAAAAAGCCGCAAAAUGUCAGGAGGAGGCAAGGUUGAAUCCAAGUCUCAUACCUACCCCGUCCGUUAUGCCAGCAGGACCUGGUGGGGCGCCACCAGCUCCUGUCCGGAUUCUUCGGCGUCCCGAAAGUAGUGAUAAAAUCAGAGAAGAGAAGUACCAGGCGCAGCGUGCCAAGGCCGAAGAAGCUGCGAAGAACCAGCUAACUCCUGAGCAAAAAGAAGCUUUGUAUGUGAAAGCACGGGAUCGAAUUAUGGGCCCAGAAUACAAGCCUGACAAUUCACAAAAUGCUCAAAAUGUAGCAAUUGUCAGUAGGUGUAAAUCUCCAGAACAAAUCCGAGUGCCUCGUUUUACUGAUCUACCCCUCGCUGGAGCCAUAGGUGGUCCAACUCUUGACGGAACAAUGGGAGGGCCAAUUGUAAUGCCGUCAAUGGGCACUGUGCAAGGAGUUCCUCCAACUUCUGCAGUUACGACACCAUUGGCGCCCAAUCAGCUGCCAUCGCAGCAGAAACCAGCGUCGCUUUUAACAAUGUCAUCGCCCCCAAUGGGGAUGCCGGUACAACAAGUAAAUCCUAUCCCCCAGCCAGGACGAACUCAGCAAGUUGGAGUGAUUGGGCAACCACCCAAGGGCGUGGUGACAGCGCCUCAACCUCCACAGCCCAUAAACGCUUAUUCGCAGUAUGUCAUUUCUCAGCCUCAACAACAUAUACCCUACACAAUGGCGAUGGGUGCAAAACAGUCAAUGGUCCCCUAUAUUGACACAACGCGGCCUCCUCCAGCGAUGACCAUGCCAUCCAUGUCCGCUCACGUGAAUCCUCAGCAAAUACCAGCCGGCAUGGCUGUUCCUCUACCUCCUGGUGUUGGACAAACCUAUUACAACCCGCAGAAUGUUAUGCCGAAUCCAGUGCAUCACCAGUUACGACAAAGUAUACCACAACAACAACAGCAGCAAACCGGUGUACAAUUUGGAAUGUUAUGCCGAAUCCAGUGCAUCACCAGUUACGACAAAGUAUACCACAACAACAACAGCAGCAAACCAGUGUACAAUUUGGGUGAGUAG